CCUCUCAAGAAAACAACAUUCAGACGUCAUUCUCGUAAAUAUAAAUGCAACCUUCGAGGUGACCGACACGGGUAGUCUCUGAAAGUGUAAAAGGAGACUGCAAGCUCAUAUUUUGGCGACAAGUGAACUUGACUACCCGGUUUUAUUAAGACCAUGAACACGUUUAUCUACGCCGUCGCGAUAAGUUUCGCACUUUGGGUGGCUUGCGAGCCGGAGGCUGGAGACACGACGGAGGAUGACUCGGACUACGGCUCAGUCGGAUGUCCAUUCUUAGUUGCUGUGAAUAAAAGUGGAUUUGGAACAACGGUUGAAUGCAACCACACCUGCAACAACGGUACCGAGAUCGCACCCAACGGCGUACCCUGCUUAACAAUUGGAAAAGAUGGACUCGAGAGGAUGCAGCCAUAUUUCGCAUACGCAUGCCCACUUGGAGAAUGCCAGAACGGGACCUGCGUUGCAAAUGGAAUGAACGAAACCUGCUAUAAGAGUGUUUGGCAGCAAUAAAACAUCAUUUGAAUGUUUAAAGUUUCAACUUUACAGCACGCGUGCUCUUGGAUUCCAUUUUUAUUUCAAUCCUUUCUGCAUGCUGUUUGUCUUUACAAACCACGAGUACAAAGCUGAUGUCACAUCGUUGUUCCGAGAUCUGCUCGUGUGAAUAGGACUGAUUUCCAAAAUACAUUUAGCCGGCUAAUCAACUUGUUGACAGUAGACAUGUUGUCUAUCAUGUGGAGAAAAUAAAAUAUUGUUUGCGAUGUGAAUA
Dermacentor andersoni is the source of this 760-nucleotide messenger RNA. RefSeq names its product evasin P467-like. Gene Ontology annotation, biological process: negative regulation of chemokine activity. Gene Ontology annotation, molecular function: C-C chemokine binding. The record is from RefSeq and is a predicted model, not a curated record. Lineage: Eukaryota; Metazoa; Arthropoda; Arachnida; Ixodida; Ixodidae.